AUGGCGUACCCCUCACUCCUUCGCCUUGUGUCCCUCUUCUGCGCGGCCUCCUGCGCACUCACGGCGUAUGCAUCGCCUUUGGCGGCGCGCGCGCCGCCCCUCGUCCCGCACGUGAACGGCGCCUCGAUCGAUAUCUCGCCCAACGCGGACGGCGCGUACCCGCGCCUCGCGCAGCUCUCCGACGGCACCUUCCUCGGGACGUACGCGACGACGAACAACGGUGUGCGCCAGCUGACCGUGUCGCGCUCGACGGACGGCGGGAAGACGUUCUCCGCGCUGGGCAGCAUCGCCGAGGCGUCGGGCGACCUCGACAACGCGUUCCUGCUGCAGCGCGCGGACGGCGCGGUCGUCGCGGCGUACCGCAACCACGACCUGGACGCGAACAGGAACCCGACGUACUACCGCAUUACUGCGAGCCUCUCGAGGGACGGCGGUGCGAACUGGGAGUUCCUGACGCAGAUUGCUGAGCGUGCGGCGGCGACGGACAGGAAGAACGGCAUUUGGGAACCCUUCCUACGUCUUGCGGCGGACGGCCAGACGCUGCAGGUCUACUACGCCAGCGAGAACCAGAACGACGACCAAGACAUCCUUAUGCAGACUUCUACCGACGGUGGCCAGAGCUGGGGCAACCCGAGCACGGUUGCCGGCGCGACCACUACUGGACGUGAUGGCAUGCCCGGCGUCGCUGAAUACGAUGGCGGUCUGAUCUGCAUCUUCGAGACGACCGAGGCCCGCAACGGCAAGUUCUGGGUCAAGAGCGUCACCUCCACGGACGACGGCGCGAACUGGGAUAACCGCAGCCUGGUCUACGGGACCUCGGAUACGAGCAGGAAUGCCGGCGCCCCGCAAAUUGUCACUACCUCCCAGGGCACGCUCGUCGCCUCUUUCAUGACCGAUGAGGACGCUACGCAGACCGGAUGGCCUGACGUUGGCGCAUCUUUCAAGAUCAUGACGAACACGCCCGGUGGCGAAUGGGGCCACAAGACCGAGGUCUCCGGCAUCCAGUCGUCGUGGCCAGGUCUGUUCGCGAAGGAUGACGGCACGGUCUUGGGCUGCUCGGGGCACUCUGGCGAGGGCUCUGUCUGCCAUGAGAUUACCUUCACGGACGCGUAG
Molecule: messenger RNA, 1113 nt
Organism: Schizophyllum commune H4-8
Lineage: Eukaryota; Fungi; Basidiomycota; Agaricomycetes; Agaricales; Schizophyllaceae
Product: glycoside hydrolase family 93 protein
Exons: 4
Coding region: 1-1113 (370 amino acids)
Source: RefSeq, a predicted model, not a curated record